Lithohypha guttulata is the source of this 1341-nucleotide messenger RNA. RefSeq lists its product as uncharacterized. Gene Ontology annotation, molecular function: hydrolase activity, hydrolyzing O-glycosyl compounds. The transcript is spliced from 2 exons. The record is from RefSeq and is a predicted model, not a curated record. Gene Ontology annotation, biological process: carbohydrate metabolic process. NCBI's taxonomy places the organism in Eukaryota, Fungi, Ascomycota, Eurotiomycetes, Chaetothyriales, Trichomeriaceae. The coding region runs from base 1 to 1341 and encodes 446 amino acids.
AUGUCACUCCGAUCACCCUUCGAUCACGUCAACUCAACGUCUGUGAGUGUUGACCUUGCAAAUGAAUCUGUCGCGAGCGAGAAAGGAAAUCCUUUCGACACACCCUAUGGUUCUAAUGCCCCAUCUGCGGCAUCUUCCCAGGUGUUCUGGGACAACAGAACACCUCCAGCAAGAUUCUUUCACUCACGUCGUGUCAAGAAAGGCGAGGUUUCGAAACCUUGGCUGAGCGUCAAAGACAGCAAAGAGAAAUGGAUUACAAUUAUACCCCUCAUAGGCAUGCUUGUUGGUCUUGCUCUGGGUGCACUUCUUGUCUGGGAUGGUCUCAAGACAGUCAUCAACAACAAAUACUGUCCUAUUUACAGCACCGACUUCUCUGAAGGGCUUGACGAAUCAAUAUGGACCAAGGAAGCCGAGGUCGGAGGCUUUGGUAAUGGGCAAUUUGAAGAGACAACAAUCACUGAUGAGAACGUCUUUUUACGUGACGGAAUGAUGGUCAUUCGCCCUACACUUCAAGACGAAGCAUUGAUCACGACCGAUACUGUCAUCGACUUGACACAGCAAGGUAUUUGCAGUUCUACUGAGUGGAAGAACUGUAUCACAAGCACAAAUACUACCAAUGGCACUAUCAUCCAGCCUGUCAAGUCAGGCCGUGUGAAUCUCAAAAACAGAGCCAUCAAGUACGGCAGAAUUGAAGUCGAGGCAGAGCUGCCUUCAGGUGACUGGCUGUGGCCUGCCAUCUGGAUGUUGCCAGUAAAUUCAACUUACGGCGACUGGCCUGCCUCGGGUGAGAUCGACAUACUGGAGUCUCGCGGCAACGAUCACACAUUCGCUCAAGGUGGUAACAAUAUUAUGUCCAGCGCACUACACUGGGGACCCGAUACUGCCAACGACGCAUGGUGGCGAACAAACAACAAACGUUCAGCUCUGCACACCACCUUUGCACGGAAAUUUCACACUUUCGGGCUUGAAUGGAGCGAGAAAUACCUAUUCACAUAUCUUGAUAGCCGGCUCAUGCAGGUCAUGUAUGUCAACUUUGAUUCGAAGUCAAGCCUCUGGGACACAGACCCGUGGUCUCAGACAGGCCGACCCAGCACGCCUUUUGACGAAGAUUUCUAUUUGAUCAUCAACUUAGCAGUCGGUAGUCAGAAUGGGUGGUUCGAGGACGGCAAGAGCAAGAAACCUUGGGUCGAUGGCAGCCCUACCGCGAAGAAAGACUUUUGGAAUGCAAGAGAUGAGUGGCAGAAGACCUGGGAGGAGGGCAGCCCAGAGUUGAAGAUUAGAGCUGUAAGAGUAUGGCAGCAGCAAGGUUAUAAUGGCUGUGAGAGUGGUAUUCAAUUGUAG